AUGAGUCCGGAAGGGCAGCAGCUCAUGGCGGAGAUGCAGCGGCUUUUCAAGGAGCAGGCGCAGCUGCUGCAUCGGCGCCUCGCCGAUUCGGAGCAGUCCGUGGAGCGUCGCAUCAUUGAUUCGGAGACCCGCAUCGACGGUCGCAUCGCCGAGUCGGAGACACGUAUCGAUGGGCACAUCGCCGAUGCGGAGCGCCGUCAGGACGAGCGCCUGAAGUCCAUCGAGAAGGCAACUGAACCCCUCCUGAAAUCACUUGAUUGGCCCACUUUUUGCCGCAUGCUGCAUGAGCGCUUUGGCCGUGAUCAACACCAAAUUCUGAUCCGUCGCAUGUUCCAUAUUCACCAAGAGUCCACUGUCACCGAUUAUGUGGAGCGCUUCUCUGAAUUGAUCGAUCAGCUCAAAGCCUAUAACCCAAACAUUGACAUGCUCUACUAUACAACUCGUUUUGUUGAUGGUUUCCGUGAAGAUAUUCGUUCUGUCAUUGUGGUUCAGCGACCCCAAAACUUGGAUACUGCAUAUACCUUGGCUCUGUUGCAGGAAGAGGUGGCUGAUCCUAACAAGCGCAAGGACGGUCGGCGUGAUCUGGCAUCCUAUCCUCGGCCGGCAUUCAGGAAUGCGUACCCUCUCCCUCCUCCACCGGGAGCGGGUGAUCGCAAUCUAAAGCCUGCUGAUGAUGGAUUCACAGUACCGGCGAAGGCCAAGACUGCUGAAGACAAGUUCCGGGCACUGCGUGCCUAUCGCCGUGCACGUGGUCUCUGUGACCACUGUGCGGAAAAAUGGUCCCGUGACCAUAAGUGUGCUGCCACUGUUCGCCUUCAUGCAAUGCAGGAGGUAUGGGAACUCUUUGCCAUAUCUGAUGAAACUGACUUACUCAAGUUGAAGAGCAGUUGA
Molecule: messenger RNA, 891 nt
Organism: Miscanthus lutarioriparius
Lineage: Eukaryota; Viridiplantae; Streptophyta; Magnoliopsida; Poales; Poaceae
Source: the annotation of a GenBank genome assembly